Molecule: messenger RNA, 2743 nt
Organism: Anopheles merus
Lineage: Eukaryota; Metazoa; Arthropoda; Insecta; Diptera; Culicidae
Gene: dgt1
Exons: 3
Coding region: 128-2581 (817 amino acids)
Cellular component (GO): NSL complex
Source: RefSeq, a predicted model, not a curated record
CGUCAAAUAUCUUCAAUGCGAAGCGUCAUUUCAGCCAGAAGAGUGUGUGUUUCUCCAAGCUCUGCGUAAAUAUUAUUGCUUUCCAACAACAUUUCUUUGAUUGUACGCGGGAAUUGUAUUUUUUGCGAUGGGACCGACACACCUACACGCGGGACGUACGGGCAGUCGCGGCGGGCCGAGCCCGGGCACCUCCAGCCAAGCGAUGGACCAUGCACAGGCUCUCCGCACCCAGAUCCAGAAAGAGAUCGAAGAAAAGGCCAAGGUCUGCUCCAACACACAGUACGAGUGUACGCUGCCCCGGGUCGACUCGUACGCCUACUGCUUCCGGCACAUCCUGCAGGACCCGGACGCACCGUACAAGCAGUGCGAGUACGAGUUCGCGAACGGGCGCCGCUGCCUGGAGCCGUCGCCGAAGUACGACGCCAAGCGGGACUACGGCUCCAACUACUGUUUCGAGCACAGCCGCCAGACGCAGCUGAUCAAGACCAAGUCCACGAUCGGGAAGCUGGUGCCGGUGGAGACAACCGAAACGCUGCUGAACGGGCUAACGCACCACGUGAAGGUGGACAAGGUGAAGCAGCACUACCUGGGAAGCAGCACACCGCUGAAGAUAACCGUACACGAGGACGAUGAUGACACGGAUGUGGACGUUGUAACGCCCUCGGUCGAUCCUUUCGUUGACGUCGAUGUUACGACGGUGAACGAUGCCGGCCGGAUCAUCCUCGACUAUGCGUCCGACUCGAGCGACGAGGAUGAAGCGCUGGUUAAUCCAACGUACGGCUCCACCUGGAAGGCGCACGAGAUGGACAACUCGGACAACGAGAGCGUCGACUCGCAGAGCGAUGACCCGCUGAAGCACGCCGGCAUCUACACGGCCGAAGAGGCGACGCGCAUCACGAAGGAAAAGCUGACCCGCCUGCAGACGCUCUACAUCGAGCAGAUCCACCGCCUGCAGCACGUGUUGCGCGAGCGCCGGCGCAACUAUCUGCGGGAGCAGCGGGCCGAGCGCGACUAUCACUGCAGCAUCUUCGAUCAGGUCAAGCAGACGCCCCGCGAGCGUAUGCUGUACGAGCAGCUGAAGGGUUUGAACCGGUACCACCGGAAGCACGGGGUGGAAGCCAUUCUGCAGCGCAAAUAUCUGGAGAAGCGGGCCAAAGCGACGGAGGGCCUGCAGCAGAAACCCCCCUCGCUGCCCAAGUGUGCGUACACGGAGGGUGGGGUGAAGUGCGGGGAGCGCACCCUGCCCUGCUGCAAGCACUGCCGCAAGCACAUCCUGGAGGACAAGAAGCAGGUGCUGUUCCGGGCGUGCGGCAUCGAGAAGAGUGGCGUGGUGUGCCAGGAACCGCUGGCCGGCCUGUUCGAGAACGUGACCUGCCCGCUGCACAUGGAGCUGCCGGCGCAGCGAUCGUUCAACAAGCGCAAGUACGAAUCGGAAUCGGAGGGAGAGGGCGAGGUGAGCGGGAUGGAGCCGCCGGUGAUGGUGGUGGCCGGGGCGGAAAAAUCAUCCGCCAAAGCGGCGAAUGAGACGAACGCCGCUACAGCGCACGACAGCACGCAGGAGGACAAGAAGGCGGUGAAGGUGGAGCCGAAGGCAGGUGGCGAUGGUACGGUGGACGCCAAGGCUUCGGUAAAAGCGGAAAACAACAAGCGCAAAGUGAUCAAAACGGAACCGGUAACGCCGGUACCGCGGGUCCGCAAUACACGGUCGUCCCGGGCAGCAAUGGCGAUGCAGGAAGAUGCUCCGGCUGAGCAACCUGCCCCCGAACAGCAAGCAGCAGAAGGCGAAUUGAAGAAGGAACAAACCGAAGCGAAGGAAAUCGAAAACAAUGUCACCAGUGCUGCUGCUGCUGCUGCUACCGUCGACCAAACGGAUGAUGGCAUGGUCGAUUUAGAAGAGAGUCUACUGCCAGUCAGUAUUAUUCCCAACAAGAAGCAAAAGCCGGACGAAACAACUGCCGCUGAGCAGGUGAGCGAAAUGGAAAGGAUGGACACAUCGACAGAAGCGGCUGAAAGCGUCAAGGAAGCGAUGGAAACGGAAACCACUGACGAAAGGCAGGCCGAACCUUCCACCGUUCCCGAUCAACCGAAGGAAGGUGCCGAGGGCGACAAAAAAGAGGAAGAGAAAAUAGCAGAAACAGAAGAAGCAACGGAGGAGUCAAGUGUUGCUGCAGAAAAAGAGGAACCUACUACUACUACCAUCACCGCAACGGAAAACAGCCAGCCCAAGGAUGCAGACGACACAACCACCACCGCAUCCGGCGAAGAGAGCGCAUCAACGGCACCAAAGGAAAGCGAUGACCGGACCGACCAAACACCUAAAGCACAGCCAAAGCCACAGCCAUCACCGUUAACGGCCAGGCAAAGAAAACUCCGGCUUGCCACGGAUAGGAAAGAAUCGGCAGCGAAGGGUACGAACGAAACGGCGACCGCAACCGCAACGGAGGAAGUGAGCGGCACGUCGGACGAGGAAAAGGCUAAAAAGGCGAAGGGCGGAAAGGCGGAAUCAUCUAGCGGUAGUAGUAGUUGUAGUAGUGCGGCUGGUGGGAGUGGCUCGGAGCAAAAAUCUCGUCGCCAGAAGUGAGGAAAGCAAUUGCGUUGAAGUUAAGUUGCAGCGUGAGCAUGUUUUUUAAGUUACUAGAGUUUUCACAACCUACAUUACACUUUACGAUGAAGAUAUGAUAGUUUUAUAGAAAUGGAACCAAUAAAUAGCCAUCUUCCAUGGAACGACCUAAUGGAAGUUUAA